Rubroshorea leprosula is the source of this 1383-nucleotide messenger RNA. The record is from the annotation of a GenBank genome assembly. NCBI's taxonomy places the organism in Eukaryota, Viridiplantae, Streptophyta, Magnoliopsida, Malvales, Dipterocarpaceae.
CUCUACCACACACAUCGAAUCCUAGACAAGGGAUGAUGGACAGAAAAAGAGACGCCAGAAACAAAAAACCUUUUAAAAAGAACAAACAACUUUUCUGUUAAUUUCCAAAGAAGAAAAUUUCCCUAGAAAAAUCUCGAAAGUUAUGAAGGCAUCUCCACCGCCGAGGAACACAAAUGAAGAAGGUUUGCUCUCAUGCUGGGGUCAUCUCAAGUUGAAGCUUCCAUGGAGAAACAGAAGGCAAAGGAAUAACAAUGGGGGCAAAAACACUCAGGCGAAUAUGUGUUGCGACGUAACCGCGGUCUUCACCCCUAGACAACCAAGACCAUUUGAAGGAUUUAGGUACGACCCUUUAAGCUAUGCUCAGAAUUUUGAUGAUGGUGUCGGUGAUGAUGAUGACGAGGACUCUGUUCGUCGGGGAUUUUCUACCAGAUACGUUGCCUCUGCACCAAGAUCAGUUGCAGAAAAGUAAACAGACUUGUGACUAGCGCAUCUUGAGAUGUAAUUUAAUUGUAAGUUUAGAACACUUUUUAUUGUGGGAAUUUUGUUUUGAUGAGUACACUAAAGUCUAAAAUUAUGAUAAUAAAGAAUAUCUUCAAGAUUUACAACCUAGUUAUUUCAUUCUCGAUGAUGUAAAUGUGGAACUAAAAAAGUUAAAACCUGAAAAAGUUGAUGUCAGUGUUCAAAUCAACCUAGUAGUAUAUAUACAGGACAGCCAUCAACUAUUAUGCCUUUAGCAGUUGGAGAUGAGGCCGGAUCACAGAUCGAUGCCAUUCGCCCACUACUCUCCCUUCAUGCACAAUGGGAAAGUAUAUAGAAGCACUGCGUGGCAUGAGAGAUCAACAAGAGCUUCCCGAAGACUAUUGUUGUACCUCCGCAACCAAAUUUCUUUGUACAACACAAUAAUUAAAGAUGAUUCUAACAGCAAUUCAGUAAUUAAAGUUCACUGACGAAGCCAGAGGCAUUCCUGCUGUCGCUCCCAAGUCCCAACUGAACAGGAAGGUUGAUCUGUGGAAUUCAUUUCUGGUCGGCGAGUGCUUCAUGCAACAAAUGGCACACAGCUAGCCGUACUAAAAUAGUCAAUAGGAGUCAAUGCAUCUCCAAGAAAUAACUGGUUGAGGGCAGAGUAAUUUCCAAGAUUUAGAAUGAUUCUUCCGUGUCCAACCGGACCCCACGUCACAGAAUCAUUGUCAGUGGAAGCACUUCGGCCAAGAACUUCCGAUAGGAAGCGGGGCCACCACGAUGGAGAUCAUCGUGACCAUGAGCGGCUUCGUUGACCAAGACCCGGGAACCUAUUUACGGUUUGGGUUCUUUUUUUUUUCGGCCUACAUUGUUUGGGCCCUUUGGGCUUCCUUUUACCUUUUCUAAUGAAAUUAGCUUAGGCCG